This is a messenger RNA of Labeo rohita (rohu), 3266 nucleotides long. RefSeq names its product arylacetamide deacetylase-like 4 (gene aadacl4). Gene Ontology annotation, molecular function: carboxylic ester hydrolase activity. NCBI's taxonomy places the organism in Eukaryota, Metazoa, Chordata, Actinopteri, Cypriniformes, Cyprinidae. The coding region runs from base 1215 to 2513 and encodes 432 amino acids. The record is from RefSeq and is a predicted model, not a curated record. Gene Ontology annotation, cellular component: membrane. The transcript has 5 exons.
UGGAGUGACGGGAGAAAAUGAACCGGUUUGACAAGACAGAGUUAUUUGAACCUGAAUCCACAGUGUUCUGACGCAGGAAGAAUCCCUGCAGACCGGUGCACCUCCAGAACAUGGAGACCUUUGUAAAUGGCUCUUAAACUCACGCAGUAAACCCAGGAGCCGCUGUGGAGAUUCCAGACUGUGAUUUUUGGCCUGGCCUCUGCUUCUACUGCUUAAAAGCUGAAUGGAGGGCUGCUCAGACCGGACUGGGUCAAAAUGCAGCCUCACAAAGACUGCUUUGUGCUAUGCUGUGCCUCUUAGUAAUGGCCCAGCGACUCUCAGAGAAGGUUUAAUGGUUGUCUGGUGAGUGAGAAAAAAAGCAUGUUUCACUUAAAUUUGUGUGGAUCAAAAACAGGCUUAAAAUCACAGAUGCAGAGUUAAUUUCUAAUAAUGCAAAAUACCAUUAUCCACAGUUUUUAUUGGAUUAUGAGGUUUUAUUUUAUUAUGCACAUUUAAUAUAACAGCAUGAUGAUGCUGAACAAAAAGCCUUUCUCUUUUCAGUUAGAGUGUCACUGCCAUCUACAGAUCAACAGUGAAAAUUCACUAAAUAAAUCUGAUGUAUUCUCAGCAGUGGCCACAGCGUAAACAUUGCCUGUCAUGGAAGAUAGUUUUAUCAUGUGCAUUUGCAUAGUAAUAGGAUUAAAGGAACUGAGUUUCCAGUUGAGCUUCCACUUGAUGAAUAUGCAGUGUUUUGUCUUCUCUAAAGCCGUGCCACCAUCAAUUAUCUCUUAUGUAAACACCCAGCCAGCAUAUUUUUGUGUGCAUUGUUGAUAUUACUAAUUAGCUUAUGUGUGAUCUGGUCAGUUUGACCAUACCUAAAGAGCAGUAGUUGGGUUGGCAGAUUUCAUUUGUACUCUGGUCAAACUUUUUAUUUACUUAUAGUAGAAGUGCUUUUAUUAGGGCUGUUACCCUAGUUAUCUUGAUUCUGCUGACACUAUUUUGUGAACUUUAUACUGUUUUGUAAUUGUAACACUUGUAGUCUACAUAAAAACAUUGGUUUUACUUUGCAGAAAACUGGCUGUUGGUUGGUGAAAAAAUAUUAAAAUUUAAAAAUAAAAAUGGGGGGGGGUGGGGGCUGGUCGACACUUGAUCAACACUAGUUCUGUGUGAAACUCCUACACUUGGCAACCCUGGCACUACUUGAACUUGUGCCUGCACUACAAAGGGGAGGGAACAUGUAUUUUGAACUUUUAUUGCUGUGCAUGCAGCACGUUGAAGCAGCCAUGUACACUGGAAUUGCAAUCCUGCUCACUGUAUUUGCAGCUCUUUUUGCUGCUUUUUGUUUACUGGUAGUUGUCCUAGUGUACUUCGAGCUGAGAAAGUUAAAUACUCCUCCUGGAAUUGCUAAUCCUGGGAAACUACGCUUGAUUCAUGGAGUGUAUGUGGGGAUAAGCAUUGUGGGCCAAAUUCUGAGGCGAUUGGGGCUGUGCCAUCAGAUGAAUUUUAUACGAUGGUGCAGAUGUUGUAUCAUGGCCCGCAAAAGGCCAGUGCCCUUCGGGCUUCGUAUUAAGGACUUGACCUUCAGUGGAGUUCCAGUGAGGGUGUACGAGCCUACAGCUGGCACGGGGGAGAAAAAACGGGGCCUGGUGUUUUUUCAUGGUGGCGGCUGGAUGUUUGGCUCUAUAGAUGAAUAUGAAGAAGUGUGUCAGUUUAUUUCACUGGAGAGUGAAACCACAGUUGUGUCUGUGGGUUACCGUCUGGCCCCUGAACACAGGUACCCUGCCCAGCUGGACGACUGUGAGGUCGUGACUCGCCACUUCCUGUCAAUAGCGGCAACCGAUUUCGGGGUGGACCCACGCAGGGUGGCAGUUGGUGGGGACAGCGCAGGGGCGAACCUGGCAGCCGCUCUCUGCCAGAGGCUGUCGAAGACACAGGAUGGUCAUCUGCCAUCUCCCUGUGCCCAGGUUCUCAUCUACCCGGCACUGCAGAUGGCAGAUUUCCACCUGCCCUCAUACCAGCAGAAUCACUCUGCGCCCAUAUUGUUCAGAGACCGAACAGUGUUCUUCUUCCUGCAUUAUCUCAACGGGAAUACUUCUGUCAGCCAGCAGAUUCUGGAAGGCAGGCAUGUUCCUGUCGAGCUAAAACUUCGCUAUAAGAAAUGGCUGGAUCCAGAUAAUCUUCCACCUCAGUUUAGAAAAGGAGAAAGAAGUCCGCAGGUUUCCUCAAGCCAUGAUGCUGAUGCCUAUCACGUUAUCAAACAGGGGCUGGAUCCAGAGAUCUCCCCUUUGCUAGCCGAGGAUGAUGUUCUUCGCCUCACGCCGCCCACCUUCGUCUUGACCUGUGAGUUUGAUGUGCUGAGGGAUGAUGGGAUUCUUUUCCUUAAGCGACUGAGGGAAGCAGGAGUGGAGGUCACGUGGGAGCAUCUAUCUGAUGGCUUCCACGGGAUCAUCAGUUUCUUUAACCAGGGCUGGUUGACAUUUCAAUCUUCUCAAAAGGGUAUGGACAGCAUUGUAAGAUAUGUAAAGACUUUCUAACUUAGAAGUCGAAAGAUGUGGGAGAAUGACUCAGAAGGGCCUGUAAUAGUUUUUUUUUUUUUUUUUUUGUGAGAAGUGGGAAUGAACAAAAGCACUUUCCCAUUUGUUUUUGUCCGUAGAGAAAUUUAAAAACUAACAAACCAUUAAAGAAGAGUUACAAGGUUGUUAAAGCAAGGGUAGGCAAUUUAUUCCAGAAACAUUUUUGGUUAUACUGGUUGAAAGCCUGAGAGCAACCAAUAAUUAAAGCACUCCACAAAAAAAAAAAAAAAGGUUUUGUUUAAGUACUGGUGGAAAACUACAAUACCCAUGAUUUUGCUAUAAAAUAUUAACCAAUCAAAGAAUGACAAGUUUUAAAUAUUUCUGUGCUUAAUAUGUAUAUUUUGAAAAAAAGAACAUAAAAUUAUUUCUGUAUAUAUUAUUAAUAGCUUUAAAUCAGUAGUUUUAUAGAUUAAAGUUAGAUUCUAUCAUUCACAAUGCAUCACGGGAUUGUAGUUUUUGUUGUUUUUUUUUUACGAUUUAAAUUUUUUUUUCUUAGUUUAAUUAAGGUUGGUUUGGUUUAUGGCUUAAAACCAUGGGCGAUAUUUAAAAAAAAUAUCGCCCAUGGGAAAAAAGAACUAAAAAAUACUUCUGGAACAAAGGCCGCUGAAAAGAGGGCAGACAGUGUUACAUUCUAUAUUGAUUUUCUCCUUAAAGAAUCAUUGUCAUUCAGCAAUACUCUGUGAACUUAGCAAAGUAGAGAAAGUAUUUACAUUA